GAAUCUGCAAGUGCUGGUUUUGCUGGCUGGUCUCUAAAUACCAUACCAUGUAGGACUACUGUAUGUCCGACACAACCCUGAACCUGAUAACCACCUCCUCCUCCUCCGUCAGCUUCUCCCAAUUCGUCACUUCGGCUUACUUAGAUGCUGAGCACCUAGAUUCCAAUCCAAUCCAAUCCAAUCCUUUUCUCUUACCACCACCACUCCUCCUCCUCCUCCUCUUCCUCUUCCUUCUCUCUCUCUCGCGUUGCUGCUACUCCCUCUCACGAACUUCUGCAACAAUUCACUUUGUUCAGCCAGUCAGUCAGGAAAUCAACAACAAUGGCAAUGAACAUGUUGUUCCCCCGCCAAGAAGCAAUCGACUUCAACGGUCCCACGAUUCCUGCCCCCGCGGGCCAGGUCUCCAACGUGAUUAACCCACCGAAUGGGAACAAGAUUGCUCUUGCCAUCAUCUCCAUCUGUGUUAUUGUGUCGGCGGUGCUGUAUAUGAUGAGAUUGUAUGCCAAGAUCUUGACCAAGCAGAUUAAUGUUGGGGAUUAUUUGACGUUGAUUACUUUUCCGUUGUACUGGGUGUAUAUCUAUUACAGUUACCGCCUCAGUUGGUCCCCAGGUUAUCUCAUUCACGAGUGGAAUGUCGCUAUAAAAGACAUUCCCGAAUUCUCAUAUGUCUGCUACGUAGCAACCUGCCUCUACCUCUGGCUCAUCGCCCUCAUCAAAAUCGCCAUCCUCUGCGACUGGACCUGCAUCUUCGCCUCGAAAGGCCAACGCGGUUUCUUCGCCUGGACCUGCUUCCUAACCUGCGGCGCCGUCGCCUCGCUGGCCAUCAUCCUCUUCGUCAUGGACCUCGUGAACUGCACUCCCUUUGACCGGAACUACAAUCCCCUCCUCCCGGGUUCCUGCCGCUGGAGCGUGCCUGAAGAAUCUAUUGUGUCUGCUGCGGCGAAUUUUGCCCUGGAUGCACUGCCGUUGAUACUGGCGCAGAGAAUGAUUUGGGGGCUGCAUACCACCUGGGGCAAGAAGUUGGGGGUUAGUUUGAUUUUUUUGGUUGGUGUUAUCGGCAUGAUCUCCUCCAUAGUCCGCCUCUACUACGCCGUCUCCUUCUACCGCGACUCCGCCGACACCACCUACUUCUUCUCCAUCGUGGCCCUCUGCACGCUAUGCGAAAUCACCUGCGCGAACCUGGUCCUCUGCUUACCAUUCGCGCCUAAAGCUAUCAAGGGCUUCAAACAGACGAAGACGUUCCUCGAAAUCAAGAGCUACAUGACGAGCUCGAAGGGUAGUUCGGUGUCGGAGAGCAGAGAGGGAAGUGGUGUGCCGGCGCAGGUGGCCGAGAGUCCGAGACAGGGCAGCGCGGAGAAGAAAUGGUUUGGGUUGGGGCUCAGGGAGAGUGGGGAGGGGACGCUGUAUGAGGAUUCGGUGGAUGAGGAGAGUAGUUUGGGGAGGGGGAGUGAGCGGGCGAUUCAUUUGAGUGCGUAGAUGGGAUGGGAUGGGAUGGGAUGGGAUGGGAGGGAAGGGAGAGUGUAGAUAUGGGUUGGGAUAUAUGGGUAUACCAGGAUUGACAGGAAAUUUUGCAGGGCAAGGCGCGAUAUUAUUGUAUACCAAUACCUUUUUCUUUUAUAUAGUUC
Molecule: messenger RNA, 1625 nt
Organism: Mollisia scopiformis
Lineage: Eukaryota; Fungi; Ascomycota; Leotiomycetes; Helotiales; Mollisiaceae
Exons: 5
Coding region: 322-1476 (384 amino acids)
Source: RefSeq, a predicted model, not a curated record